GAGGCCCCGGAGGGUCCCGCCUCCGCUGGCCCCGCCCCCUCGCGCAGGCGCGCUGCCUCCUUGGAGCCGCGGCCGAGGCGUCCCCGUGCCGGGCGGGAGGUGCUCCACCGGGCGCCGUUGGGCGGGCUGCAGAAGGCCGAGUCCCUUAGAGACACAGCCCUCUGAAAUUAAUGAACCAACAUGCUUGGCAGAAGACCUAAGAAAAGCCCUCAGGCAAAGGGCCAGGGAGCUGCAGUUGCAAAGCAGCUGGGGCUUUUUGUAGACUUCAGUCCAGAAGAGAUGCUGCUGGCUGCAGAGGAUGGUGGGGAUGAUGGGGACCUUGAAGCAGAGCUUGCAGCUAUCACAGGAGUGAAAGUGAAAGAAGAGAAGUCAAAGCCAAAAGUGAAAACUCCUCUGCCAAUGGAUCAUAUUGAAAAGAUGGCUGCAGAAUGUAUGAAGGACCUGAAUGAAGAUGAGGAAGACGAAGCAGAUGAUGAAGACUUAGAGAAAGAUACAGACCUGUUGGCAGAAUUGCAGGAAGUUCUGGAAGGUGGGACGGAAUGCUGUGAGGAUGAAACAACAGCAAUGGAGCCAUCCACUGCUGAACCAGAAAAUGAGGAACCAGAACUGCAGCCACAGACCACCUCACUUCCUGCUGUUACCAGUGAGCUGCAACAGACAAUAGAGAAGAGGCUUGCUAACUAUAGGACAGCAAUUGCUAACGCAAAGGAGUCGGGUGAGUCGGCCAAAAUACGCCGAUACGAAAGAGGCCUUAAGACACUAGAAACCAUGCUGGCUGCAGUGAAGAAAGGCAAAAAAAUCAAUGAGGAAGAAAUGCCACCUCCUGUUGCAACAGGAAAGAGUUCUUCUCACUUAUCCCAAGGUACAGGAGUGGAGCUGGAGAAUACAGGAGAUUCAGUUGGUGACCUACUGGAGAAUAAAGCUGAGUCUGCUGCAGAUGAUGAGCAGAAGACCCCUCAUGAAGCAGUGCAACAUGUGGAAUCAGAGUCUCUACAGGGUCAUGAUGCUUCUAGUCCUACUGCGGAAACAGAUCUCCAGAAGAGCAGCACACGAGCAAUACUACUUAUGAGGCAGAAGGAGUAUAAAUUAGCAGCUCUGAAAGCCAAGCAGCAAGGGGACCUGGAGAAAGCAAAGGAAUACAUGAAGGCAGGCAAGAAAUUUAAUGUGGUCUUGGAAGCUUUGGACAGUGGGCAGCCAAUAGACCUGGAGAAUAUGCCUCCAUCUCCUCAGGAUCUUGAGAGCCUAGGAAACGGACAAGGUGCAUCCAAGCAAAAGGUACCUGCUCCAGUGGGAAGUUCCCAGGAUCUUAAACUACCUGAACCUCACACCCGAGAAGCUUCAGCUUCCCUGCAGCAGCCAAAAACAGUGCUGGAAGCAUUGCAGCAAAGGCUUGAGAAAUACAAGUCAGCAGCAGCACAGGCUAAAGCAAGUGGGGAUGACCGGAAAGGCAGGAUGCACGAGAGAAUAGCCAAGCAAUACCAGGACGCCAUAAGAGCCCAUAAAGCAGGGAGAAAAGUGAAUUUUUCUGAGCUACCUGUUCCUCCUGGAUUUCCCCCUCUUCCUGGUGUUGCAGGAGCGGAUGGUGACAGCUCAAUAGCUGCUGUUCUGGAAAGUGCUGGCAAGCUGGCAAACAUGGAGGAGAAUGAAGAUGAUGAGGAGGCUGAACCUCUGGUACAGGCCCCUGUUGCCAAGAAGCCUGCUCAGCUGCCUGCAAAGCCGACUCAAGUUGUUAAGCCAAUUACAGUGCCAUCUGCUGUAGCUGGGGAGGAGAGCUCUCCUGAGCAUGUGAAACGAGCUUCAUCACCUUCCACCCUGCAUAAGGCAGAGUCAAUGGAUCACCUCCCUCCAGCUGUGAGGGAACAGCUGGAAUUUCUGGAGAACAGAAAGAAACAAUACAUAAGAGCAGCCAUCAAAGCAAAGAAGGAAAAUAACCUUGAACAGGCCAAGAUGUAUCUCAGGACAUCCAAGAGCUUUGACAUAAAGAUUCAGCAAGCAAAAUGUGGCAAACCUGUUGAUAUUUCCAAGCUGCCAUCACCCCCUACAGAUGACGAGGGUGAUUUUAUCUUCAUACACCAUGAAGAUGUCAGACUGUCUCAGAAAGCAGAUGAAGUGUAUGCGCAGCUCAUAAAGCUGCUGAAAGACCAAUACGAGAGGUGUCUGCAGUAUUCCAAGCAAUUCAUGCAUCUGGGAAAUGUAGCAGAAACGACUCGGUUUGAGAAAAUGGCACAAGGUUGUAGAAAGGACAUGGACAUCCUGCAGCUUGCACGAGCACAAGGAAUGGAGCCUCCAAGCCAUCACUUUGAAGAAAGAACCUUCAAGAUGAUAAGGAUAUUUUCUGAGCUCAACAGCACAGAAAUGCACCUUUUCAUUGUCAGGGGGAUAAACCUACCAGCUCCACCAGGUGUAUCACCGAGAGAUUUGGAUCCCUUUGUGAAGUUUGAAUUCCAGUACCCGAGCGCGGAGCAACCUCAGAAGAGUAAAACACCUGUAAUAAACAACAACAAUUCUCCAGAAUAUAACCAGUUGUUCAAGUUGAACAUCAACCGAAAUCACCGAGGUUUCCGGCGAGCAAUUCGAUCCAAAGGGAUUAAGUUUGAAGUGUUUCAUAAAGGGUCCUUUUUCAGAAGCGACAAGCAAGUGGGAACAGCACACUUGAAACUGGAGAAGCUGGAGUCAGAAUGUGAAGUCAGAGAGAUCAUCGAGAUUUUUGAUGGCAGAAAGCCCACUGGAGGCAAACUGGAGGUGAAAGUGAGACUCAGGGAGCCCCUCAGCGGUCAAGAUCUUCAAACAGUUACAGAAAACUGGCUGGUCCUUGAGCAUUAGCUCUGCCUGAGCUCCACUGGCAAGUUAAAAGAUGUGGGAUGAACGUCUGCAGAGAGAUGCUGCUAGCUGCAAGCACCAAAGAUGUUAAAUGAAUGCACUACUGAA
Neopsephotus bourkii (Bourke's parrot) is the source of this 2928-nucleotide messenger RNA. It is a transcript of the gene CC2D1B, whose product is annotated as coiled-coil and C2 domain containing 1B. Gene Ontology annotation, cellular component: nucleus. The record is from RefSeq and is a predicted model, not a curated record. Gene Ontology annotation, biological process: regulation of transcription by RNA polymerase II. Lineage: Eukaryota; Metazoa; Chordata; Aves; Psittaciformes; Psittacidae. Gene Ontology annotation, molecular function: DNA-binding transcription repressor activity, RNA polymerase II-specific; RNA polymerase II cis-regulatory region sequence-specific DNA binding. The coding region runs from base 181 to 2823 and encodes 880 amino acids. The transcript has 25 exons.